This is a messenger RNA of Desarmillaria tabescens, 819 nucleotides long. RefSeq lists its product as uncharacterized. The transcript has a single exon. The coding region runs from base 1 to 819 and encodes 272 amino acids. NCBI's taxonomy places the organism in Eukaryota, Fungi, Basidiomycota, Agaricomycetes, Agaricales, Physalacriaceae. The record is from RefSeq and is a predicted model, not a curated record.
AUGGAUCACAAUUACUUCCGUGCCUUGUCUGAUGGACUACACCAGAUCCUCGGCUCCUCGCUUUCCCAACCUCACCCAACCGAACGAGCUCCAGAACAGGUAAUGUCUCACGUCGCUCAGCAUUCCCAGUCCGCUCCAGUCCACCAAUAUUGGCCUUUAAAUUUCCCUUCUUACGCUUUUUACCCUUCAAUUUCUAAUCCGUACUUGAACCCUCAUGACGACCCACAAAACUUUCAAAUGCAUACAUACCCUCCCCAUCAUAUACCAAAUACAAACACCGAAAAUUACAAUACUGAAAAUCUUCAUACUUUAGAAUCCACUAGCUACAAUAAUGACCACACUGGCAUGGCUUCCCCUUCUGUACAAUCCAACUCCCCUUCUCUAUCUCCUCCCCCACGUCGACAACCUCCACCUAUCCCACCCCGUCGUCAGCAACCUCCUCCUCCCAAUGUUCCUCCUCCAGCUCCUCCAUCAAUUCUCCCACCAAUUCCUCCACCAAUUCCUCCCCCUGCUCCUCCUCCCCUGAACUUCAACAACCCUCUCUUCCCACCUCCCUAUCCUUCAAACAUGAAUAUCACUGCUCCCCCGACCUAUACGUACAUCCCUUACUGUACUGUCCCACAAGCCGUGCUGUACAUCUCAAAUAAUCUCCCCACUGCAAAUACUUAUAAUUUGAACCCUCAUACCAUAGAUAACAAUUCUUUUCCUACCACUACACAACCAGGUAUACUCAAUGUCAGCACAGGAAACAAAGGUCUAGGCAUGCAUUCUGGGACCCCGCAAACCUUAGGUUUACCAUCUGCCAAAACUUUGCCCUGA